Trichomonas vaginalis G3 is the source of this 993-nucleotide messenger RNA. RefSeq names its product phosphoprotein phosphatase protein. Lineage: Eukaryota; Parabasalia; Trichomonadida; Trichomonadidae. The transcript has a single exon. The coding region runs from base 1 to 993 and encodes 330 amino acids. Gene Ontology annotation, molecular function: protein serine/threonine phosphatase activity. Gene Ontology annotation, cellular component: nucleus; cytoplasm. The record is from RefSeq and is a predicted model, not a curated record.
AUGAAAGAAGCAAGAGCAGCCUCAGAUGAACUUAUUAAUCUGCUUACAAGAAGCAAGGGAGUACCUCCAAAACUCCCAAAUCAAACAAUUUUAACAGUUUUACACGCAUCAAAAGAAUUAUUUGAAAAAGAACCCAAUAUUUUAGAUCUAAGAACACCAAUCAAUGUUGUUGGUGACAUCCAUGGCCAAUUUCCUGACUUAAUGACCAUAUUUCAAGACGGAGAAUUCCCACCUAAUUCAAGAUAUUUAUUUUUAGGUGAUUACGUUGACAGAGGUACGCAAUCACUAGAAGUAAUAUGUCUUCUUCUAGCUCUAAAAGUUCGGUAUCCAAAUCACAUGUUCCUUUUGCGAGGAAAUCACGAAACAAAAGAAAUGACCGAAGAAUACGGAUUUGCUGUAGAAUGCAGCUCAAAGCAAAACAAAGCUACAUACUCCGAGUUUAUAUCUGUUUUUGAUACCUUACCAUUAGCCGCAAUUAUUAAUAAUUCUUAUUUUUGCGUUCACGGCGGAUUGACACCAGAUCUUCACGAGCUUUCACAGAUACGAGCAUUACCACGCCCUACACAAAUACAGGAGCACGGAUUCCUUGCAGAUCUCGUUUGGUCAGAUCCAGACAGAGAUUUCGAAGAAUUCGCUCCAAGUGAACGCGGAUUAACAGUUAAAUGGGGUUUUAAACCUGCACAGCAGUUCAUGGAAGCAAAUAACCUGACUAAAAUCAUCAGAGCGCAUCAAAUGGCUGAAGAAGGAAUUGAAUAUCCUUUUUCACCGGAAAACUCAGUAAUUACGGUGUUUUCAGCACCAUGGUAUGCUGGAGAGUUCAAAAAUAAAGGUGGAUUCCUUAAAAUAGAUAAAAAUAACAACAUUGAACCAAUAAUUAUAAAUCAUAACGAUAAAGCUCCUCCAGUGACAUUUGCACAGCCUACACAGAACAAGAAUGAGGGAAAGGGAAGAGGCAAAGGCGGAAAAGAUGGUAAGAAAGGAAAAAGAAAAUAA